GAAAUGUAAUUUUUCCAUUUGUUUGGUAAAACUGAAUUUUUUUUUGGAUUACUGAAUCGUUUCAACUUUAAACUUUCAAGUGGUUUUUAUUUGGACUGUCCAGGAAAAUUCAUCCAAGUUGGACUACAUCUACAAAUUUGAAUCUUUCUGUGUAAGGAUCUUAGUUUAUUGAACAAAACUGUUUUAUAUCGCUUUUUAUCACUUUGCUAUCUCUCUGAUUUAUAAAUCAAGUUUUUAGACUUCACUCUUUUUAUUUGUUUUGGUGCCUUUGUGUCUUUCAAUCUCGGUUUAGGAUCUUUUUUCUUUCCAUAAUCAUGAGUGAUCUAGAGAAUUCAUUUGAAAAAAUUGAAGAUGUUGAUCCAGACAUCAUUGCUGAAGAACAAAAUGUUUCGCCUGCAAUUGAACAUGAUAUUGAAUUAGAAAAUGAGCUGAAUCAUGUUAACCAAGAAAACGGAGAAAACCUUGACGCUGGUUCUACUGAUUUUACAGAUAACUCAAACUCUGUUCCAGCUGAUAAUUUAACCAGUAACGGACUCGCCAAUGAAGUUAACGGUGAUAAGGAGCCUAUUAAAGAAUCAGAAAAGAUCCGAAAAUGGAGAGAAGAGCAAGAAAAAAGGUUAAAUGAAAAAGAUGAAGAGGAGAAUAAGAAAAAGAAGGAACUUGCUGAACAAGCAAAGAAAGAAUUAGAGGAAUGGUACUCUCGUUGUGAAGAGCAAUUAAAUAAAUCAAAAGUAAUCAACAGGGAGGCUUGCAAGAACGCUGAAAAAGAGUGGAUUGCUGAAAGAGAUGCCGAAUCACCUGAACAAGAAUGGGAAAAAAUCGCUCGCAUGUGUGAUUUCAAUCCAAAAGCAUCUCGUAACUCAAAAGAUACGUCAAGAAUGAGAUCGAUUUUACUUCAAUUGAAACAACAACAAGCUCAAGAAAAAUCAUCUUGAAUCAUUUUCCUUUUUAUAAUUUUAUUAUCACAACCAGCAAGCGUGAUUAAUUUGAAUCAUCAUCAUCUUGCUGCAUUUACUUCUAAUUUAUCACUGACAAAACACCUAUCAGAAAGUAAAAACUAUAUUGCGCCUUAUUUCAAGACCACCAAAAGUCUUCUGAUACAGUAUACUACUGUAGUUUAGUACCAUAUAAAUGGAAAUUUCAACCGAUGGAGUCACCCGUAGCCAAAAAUCUGUGUUCAGCACAUUUCUGCAAUUAUUCACCAGAAUACAUUUUGACAGGAUUGGUUAAUGACAAAGUGCCAAGUAAAGAAGCUUCUUUACUCUUUGGCCACUAUGAAUCACCCAACCAACUAAUGAAUUGAAUAGCUUUGUGGACCAAGUUCAUAGCAGUAUUUUAAUCGACUUGAGAUGUUUCAGAUUAUUUUUUACUAUCGCUAGAUUUUUCUCCCCAAACAUCAAUCUUUGUUUUCGCAUUUAAAUAUUAUUUACGAUAAAAUGUCUUUGAUAAUUAUAAUCAAUCUUUUCCUUA
Messenger RNA from Tetranychus urticae (two-spotted spider mite), 1470 nucleotides. Its product is annotated as clathrin light chain. NCBI's taxonomy places the organism in Eukaryota, Metazoa, Arthropoda, Arachnida, Trombidiformes, Tetranychidae. The record is from RefSeq and is a predicted model, not a curated record. Gene Ontology annotation, cellular component: synaptic vesicle membrane; clathrin coat of trans-Golgi network vesicle; clathrin coat of coated pit. Gene Ontology annotation, molecular function: structural molecule activity; clathrin heavy chain binding. Gene Ontology annotation, biological process: clathrin-dependent endocytosis; intracellular protein transport.